Messenger RNA from Stegodyphus dumicola, 675 nucleotides. Its product is annotated as general transcription factor II-I repeat domain-containing protein 2B-like. The record is from RefSeq and is a predicted model, not a curated record. NCBI's taxonomy places the organism in Eukaryota, Metazoa, Arthropoda, Arachnida, Araneae, Eresidae.
AUGGCUCGAGCUCUUAAUUGUCCACAGUUUCAAGCACUUCUUGAUGAGGUUCAAGAACAGUAUAACACUUUGCUUAUGUAUAAUAAUGUCCGAUGGUUAAGCAGAGGACAGGUUUUAGAGAGAUAUAUAAGCUGCUUGGAUGAAAUUAGUCUAUUUUUGAAUGAAAAACGCCAGGAUUAUCCACAGCUUACUGAUAUGGUCUGGCUUAACAACACUAGGUUUUUAACAGAUUUUACACAACACUUCAAUGUACUGAACAAGCAACUUCAAGCCUUGGUAAAAACGGCAGAAGGGAUGUUUUGCAAUAUAAAAACACUGCAUGUUUUUGAAAGAGAUCUUCUAAGUGGACAGACGAAAUAUUUUCCAAAUCUAAAGAUGCAUCUAGAAAAUUCUACACAAUUUGCACACAAUCCUUCAAGUCAUGAAGAAAUCUACAUGGAAUUUUUUAGCAUCGUAGCAGCUGCAAAGGAGAAUUUUAAUGGCAUAUUUCUACAGUUCUGUCAAAUGGAAACAACCAUGUGUUUUCUUACUUCUCCAGAUAAAUCUAAGUUUGAAGAACUUAAUCUUUCUUGCUUAGAAUGGUUAGAUUUUGAAAAUCUGGAAAUGGAGCUAUUGGAAUUUCAAGAAAGCUCUACGUGGAAAAGAAAAUUAUCUGAUCUGCAUGCAACACUCUAG